AUCACAACAACUCCAACAGCAGUGAAACUUACACACUUCCACUUCAACUACCCACGGAGUCACUUUACACGACCAAACAUCCGCGUGGACAAUGAAUUCCUCAUGGAUAUAUGCUGAUAUUCCCGCUGCUGGCUGUCCAGUGAUCAGAAACGCCGGACUUUUAUUUUGUUUUCUAUAGUUUGGGCUAUCUGGUCAUGCUAGUUAGCUAACGACUGGUGACAAGAUAAAGACAAACUUAAAGCCAGAUAGCCUUAUUUUUCAUUUAUUUCUUUUCAAAAACGUCGAUUUUGCGAGGAGGAAGAGGAAGAUGAAGAAGAGGAAGACGAUGAUGAAGAUUAGAUCAACAGGGAACUGACUGUUAACAGACACAUAAAAAAUGCCCAGACGGAAACAGUCCAAUCCACAGCCUGUCAAAUUGGAGGCGGGAGAUGGAGUUGUGGUGGGCGAUCAAGAGAAUCUCGUGCUGGAGAGUGAUUUUCUCCUCGGACAGGACCUGGGCUUCGGAGAAAAUGACUACAGGAUCGUCGGUUUUGAGAGAGACUCGGACUCGGUCGCGGCAGAUGUGGGCAUGCCGAUGUACGGCUUUAGCGACGAGGACUGUUCCACCUACAACCACCUCGGUAUGGAGAGCGAUUUCGAGGACCCCCGUGACACAGAAAGCGAGCGAGAGGAGAUCGGCUCUUACCUCUCUUGCAGACAGUGCGGCCAGCUCCUCGGCGACCCCCUGACCGGCGCGCUGGAUCUCGCAGGCCUGUACUGCCUCCAGUGCGGGGCGGAGGGCGGAGAUGCAGACCAUCAGGAUAAACCUCAAGAGGAGGCCCAUCCCACCGAUGACGGGCAGGGGACGACGAAUCGGAGCCGAUCCAACGGAAACGCCAGUAAGACCUACUCCUGCAAACUGUGCAGCUUCACCUCGCGCUACUCCAAUCACUUGAAGCGGCACAUGAAAACGCACAACGGCGAGAAGCCGUAUCAAUGCCAGCACUGCACGUACGCCUCCGCCCAGCUGGUGAACCUGCAGAGGCACGUGCGCACCCACACCGGCGAGAAACCCUACAAAUGCGAGUUCUGCACGUUCGCCUGCAACUCCUUGGGCAACCUGAAGAGGCACCAGCGCAUGCACGCGCAAGAGAAAACGCUGGACUGCAACCAGUGUGACUUUCACGCCACCAACAGCCACUCUUUAAAGAAACACAUGAUGAGCCACAAGGAGGAGAAACCGACAGAAGAAGAAGCUGUUGUGUCUGAUCUCACCGUGCACAUCACCAGCGACCCUGACUUCCUCCAGAGCUAUGACACCCUGCAGACAGACCAGCAUCCCCCCACCCUGCUGGACACCCAAGAGUCCGACCCUCUGCCCGAGCUGCUCUUCCCCUUCACGUGCCGCGUGUGCGGCCUGGUCCUGGAGGACGAUGAAGGAGCGGUGACGCAAAUCUGCGGCAAAUGCACGCUGGACAUGCUGUCCAAAAGCUCCCCCGCCAGCCCGGAGAAAUGCGACAAGCUGUUCUCCUGCACCUCGUGCCCUUUCGUGACUCAGUACCCCAACCACCUCGCCCGUCACAUGAAGACGCACAGCGGCGAGAAGCCCUACAAGUGCCCGCAGUGCGACUACGCCUCCGCCCACUUCGACAACCUCAAGCGGCACCACCGGGUGCACACGGGCGAGAAACCGUACAAAUGCCGGGCGUGCGACUACGCCUGCGGCAAUCUGGCCAAUCUGAAGCGUCACGAGCGCAUUCACUCGGGUGCCAAACCGUUCCAGUGUAACGUGUGCAGUUACAGCUGCAACCAGAGCAUGAACCUGAAGCGACACAUGCUGCGGCACACCGGCGAGAAACCCUUCAAGUGCCAAGAGUGCGGCUACACCACCGGCCACUGGGACAAUUACAAACGGCACCAGAAGAAACACGGCCACGCUGCAGAAGGCUGGAUCAAGACGCAGCUGCCGGAGAAAGAGGACGAGGAGGAGGAAGGAGAGAUGGUGUAACGUGAACGGGACGUGUUGUGAUGGAUUCUUGAUUCUGCCGCUGUAGUUUGUUGUUGGAUUUACACUGAAGAUGUCUGCCGGCUGCUAUCUUCACAUAUGCACAAUGAUUCAGUAACGUUGCCUUUCUCUCGUUCUUUUACUGUAAUACCUGGCUGCCACUGAGAGAUGCUGCACUGAUGGGGGACAGAAACACUGAUGCUUAUCAGGGCAUUAUAUAGGAACACUUCAUCUCAUGAAGACUCUGCGUAGAGAAAUGUCUGGGUCGCGUUUAACUCCCAAAUCAAAAGCUGAGAAAUUGUAUUUUGUGUGACGAAACUGAGGCCUGUCUUUAGGACCAUGAACAUUUUUUUUGCAUGGUGAUCCCACAGAAUUCAUUACUGCAUUAUAAUAUUCACACAUGUCAAGUAUUAUUGUAAAGUACAUGUAAGGUCAUCGUUGUAUUUUUUUCUUUUGCUGUUUGAGGGAAAAUGACUCUUUAAAUGUCACUAUGCAAAAAUAAUCUAAAUGGUCUUACAAAUACGGUUUAUUAUGCAAAAUAUUAUAGCUUUUUUUUCUUUUGAUUAUUAAAUGCAGUAUGACCCAGACAUCUUUGUGGGAUUCACGUGUGUGCGUGCGCAUGAUUGUGUAUCUUUUAUUUGACUUUCAGAUUUCCUGCAGUUCAAUUUCGAUAAAAGUGUGACGCCUACUGUGAAGUUGUCCUUGCAAAAAGGAAUCAUAUGGAAACCUGUAAAGGUUUAUUUUUCUCCAGCAUUUACUCAAUUAUCAUUUGAUUCUUUUCCAAACAAACCAGUUAGUUGAGGAAAAAAGACACAGGCCACACUUUACGGUCUUUUACCGUUAUUUUAUUAAAAAGGACAUGAGCAGUUUUGCGAAAAGCAUUUUGUUGACAGAUCAUGUUAUAAAAGGAAUAUUUUCAUCAUUGUGGUUUUGAUACUGCUUUCAUGCUGUCACAGCAAUGUCACUGUAAUGGAUCAUGUACAUUCAGUGCAAAUCAGGGAAUAACUCCAUGACAAGCACAGCACUGAAUGACGUCUGCUCUCAUGUGAUUGAUUGAUUAUUUAUGUACUGUAUGUGUUCUUGUGGGCUGCAUUAAGCUUUCUGAUGUUUGUACACAAAUCUGACGAACUGUCAAGUGGCCUUUGGUUUUCAAAAUAAAGAUGUUUUUAGCUUUUAUUAAAAACAUUCGCCUUGAGACAUUUGUAACACUAGAUGGGAAAAAGAGUUUGAUUCAUUGUUUGAUGUGUGAUCUGAUGCCCCAGUUUGAAGCACUGGAACAUUUCACUGGUUGUAUUUCUUCACUCGUCUCUAUUUGAAACCCUGGCGUUGGCUUUAUAGAAACUAAAUAUAAUUAUCAAGGAAUCUGAUACUACAAACAAUGUCUAUUUCUGUCCUGUAGAGAGCAGAGAAGAGCUUUGACAGACUUCAGAGAAAAGCACAAAAUGUUGUAACAAUAACCAAUUUGCACU
Triplophysa rosa is the source of this 3453-nucleotide messenger RNA. RefSeq names its product zinc finger protein 513-like. The transcript has 6 exons. Gene Ontology annotation, biological process: regulation of gene expression. The record is from RefSeq and is a predicted model, not a curated record. Gene Ontology annotation, cellular component: nucleus. Lineage: Eukaryota; Metazoa; Chordata; Actinopteri; Cypriniformes; Nemacheilidae. Bases 377 to 1987 code for a protein of 536 amino acids.